CUAGGAGCUCUCGAGGGAGUGCCAUGCGUCGCGAAUCUCGUCCGCUCGGUAUCACCGCACGGCGAGGCGCGCUCUGAAGUACUCCGAAUAUACGGUGUAUCUCGAUUCGCCCGCGCGAGUUCCGAUUUCUCGCGUCUCGGUACUCUCUUACUUUACGACACUCGUGUGCUUAUAGUCUACGUCCACGUCGUCGUCAUCGUUAUCUUCGUCGCUGCCCGUCAUCGCUGCCGCGGGAGCCGAGCGAGUAUAAAUCCGUGCGAGACGGAACUCUCUUUGAAAUGCUCUCGGGCUCUACCUGACAACUACGUGGCCGUUUAGCCCAGAUUCAUGGCAGCCAUUAGGAAGAAGUUGGUUAUUGUAGGCGACGGUGCUUGUGGUAAAACAUGUCUUCUCAUAGUGUUCAGCAAAGACCAGUUUCCUGAAGUGUAUGUACCUACAGUAUUCGAGAACUAUGUCGCCGAUAUCGAGGUGGAUGGUAAACAGGUGGAACUGGCUCUUUGGGACACAGCCGGACAAGAAGAUUACGACAGGUUGCGUCCGUUGUCGUAUCCGGAUACGGAUGUUAUCCUAAUGUGCUUCUCCAUCGAUAGUCCCGAUUCCUUGGAGAACAUUCCCGAGAAGUGGACACCAGAGGUGAAGCACUUCUGCCCAAACGUGCCCAUUAUCCUUGUUGGAAACAAAAAAGACUUGCGCAAUGAUCCUAACACCAUUAAGGAGCUCAGCAAGAUGAAACAAGAGCCAGUUAAGCCUGAGGAGGGUAGGGCCAUGGCAGAGAAAAUCAAUGCUUUCGCUUACCUUGAGUGUUCCGCUAAAAGCAAGGAAGGUGUAAGGGAAGUUUUCGAAACGGCAACUCGAGCUGCAUUACAAGUAAAGAAGAAGAAGAGGGGAAGAUGUAGUGUUCUUUAAGAUGUUAUGACAAGUGAGCCCGUAGUUACGGGCAAAAUUUAUGAAAUUGCGGAACUAGCUGCAAAGAAGCUAGUCGUAAUAGCGCAGAUCCCCAGCGGAAACCAUGAUAUAACAUCUUACCUUUAAUUAUUUUACAUAAUAAAACAAGUCUACAGCAGCAAAAAAA
This is a messenger RNA of Cyphomyrmex costatus, 1072 nucleotides long. RefSeq names its product ras-like GTP-binding protein Rho1 (gene Rho1). Gene Ontology annotation, molecular function: GTP binding; GTPase activity. Lineage: Eukaryota; Metazoa; Arthropoda; Insecta; Hymenoptera; Formicidae. The record is from RefSeq and is a predicted model, not a curated record. Gene Ontology annotation, biological process: small GTPase-mediated signal transduction. Bases 328 to 906 code for a protein of 192 amino acids. The transcript has 4 exons.